AUGUCGGGUAUACACAUAGACAGCAACAACGCGACAAAAACUGCAGCCCCACGUCCUGGUGCUAUCAUUGAGGUCAAGCCCGCACCUCCUAUCAAGAAAAUUGAAGAUGAACAUCGCCAGAGACGACUCUUUUUGGGGCCCAUGCCAAAUAAUGUAGCCAGUGGGGAGGUGUUUAACGAACCUGCCGCCCAAAAUCUUGGUAUAGGAAAGAAAAUAGGCCUUGGAAUCCGCAAACGAUUCUCGCUUGCGUCACAACACAGGAGGAGUCUCAGCUCGGAAGACAGCGUCAGUCGAGAACGAGCCUACCUAUACUUCAUCAGCAAUGGCGGUAGACCAGAGGAGUUUGAAAGUAAAGAAAAGAGCGUCAAGGCGGAGAUUUUGCGGCGAGUCCGCGACACCCGAUGGUUUGAGAGCGCCAGCGCCGGUGCACAGGAUCCUAACGCGGCUGCCAAGAAAUGGGUUGGGGACACUUUUGAGAUUGGAAAAGACGUACUUGGACUUUCCAUGUUGGUUCCCGAAGAGGAAGAGCCCCCCGUGAUUGGCAGGACCAGCGUAUCCGAAGGGAUUCGCGGGACGGCUACAUCACCCGAGGAGAAUGCAGUUAGCUUUUCCAAAAUACUGGGAGCUACUGUAGAAUCUAGAGGUUCAAAAACAUCGGCGUCUAAACCUGGAAGCUCCAAAGCCCCAGCCUCCACAAAGUCGGGAGAAGGAGACGAGCAUAGAGAGACCCCAAUCUCUCACGGAACUCCGGAUAGUCCAGAUUUUGUAUCCAAUGAAGCGGUUGCAGAAAGCUCAAAGACGCGACUACUAUCGCCGUCCCCUCUACCAGCCAGUUCAUCAUCUGUCAGCCUUUCUCGUCCUGGUGCACUCGACCCAUCUCGGCGCCAAGAUAAGGUCUCAGAAUCAACAUCACGACGAGAGAUCACUAGCAUUACUCCUUCGAGUAAGAAGGGUUCAGAGUCGCCAAAGAUCGAGGCCUUGUCACCAACAGAGGUAUUAACCCGAGAGCCAUCUCCGACAACGAGUGCCGGUGCUGUUGCUCGUAUGCAAGAGGAGCUACUCCCAGACGAUGAGUCCGGGAUCUUAAUGCGAGUGCUCUCAACACCAAGUGCUAUACAAAAAUACCUAGACGAACAACAACUACUGGAAAUGCCUGAAACCAGAAGGGACAGAAACACGAUGUGGCGAGAGUAUUUGGUCGUCUGGAAAAACCGAUGCAUCGAGCUCUACGAACCCUAUGCAA
Molecule: messenger RNA, 1243 nt
Organism: Acaulospora colombiana
Lineage: Eukaryota; Fungi; Glomeromycota; Glomeromycetes; Diversisporales; Acaulosporaceae
Source: the annotation of a GenBank genome assembly